This is a messenger RNA of Miscanthus lutarioriparius, 1338 nucleotides long. The record is from the annotation of a GenBank genome assembly. NCBI's taxonomy places the organism in Eukaryota, Viridiplantae, Streptophyta, Magnoliopsida, Poales, Poaceae.
AUGGACAUCGACCUCGACCGGGCGCGCGCGCUUCGCGUCCUCGGCCGCGGCGCCAUGGGCACCGUGUUCCUCGUCGCGGAGGCGGGCCCCUCGGCCUCGCGCCCCAGCCGGUACGCCCUCAAGGUCUUCGACAAGCGCUCCGGCAGCAGCAAGCCCGACGCCGACCGCCGCGCGCGGUGGGAGAUCAACGUGCUGUCCCGCCUCGCGCACCCGCACCUCCCCUCCCUCCUCGGCUUCACCGAGACGGACGACCUCCUCGCGUGGGCCGUCCCGUACUGCUCCGGCGGCGACCUCAACGAGCUCCGCUACUCGCUCCCCGACCGCGUCUUCUCCCCCGCGGCCAUCCGCUUCUACAUUGCCGAGAUCAUCUCCGCGGUCGCCGAGCUCCACGCCGCGGGCGUCGUGUACCGCGACCUCAAGCCCGAGAACGUGCUCCUCCGCGCCGACGGCCACGUCACGCUCACCGACUUCGACCUGUCCCGCCUCCUCAAUCCCAGGUCUGCGGACUCGCCGCCGCCUCCGCCGCCGGCGUCAUCCCGCGGCCACAACAACCGCCGGUCGCGCGUCCCCGUGCGGAGCGACUCGGUUCUCGGCCAGGCCAAGUCGUACUCCAACUCCAACUCCAAGCCCCCUCAUCAGCCGUGGUCCGCGGCGGCGUCGCCGCGGCAGCAGCUCCAGAGCCUGGUCCGGUACAUCAUGGGCAGCGGCGGCGACGGAGCCGGGGUGGGCAGCAGGAAGAGCAAGUCGGCGCGGGUGUCGCCCGUGAGCCGGAAGCCCGCGAGCUUCGGCGGCUGCGGCUCGGGCGCGUCGGCCGCCGCCGCCGCGUGGGGCAAGUCCUACUCCUUCGUGGGCACGGAGGAGUACGUGGCGCCGGAGAUGGUGCGCGGCGAGGGCCACUGCUUCGCCGUCGACUGGUGGGCCGUCGGCGUGCUGGUCUACGAGAUGGCGUUCGGGCGGACGCCGUUCAAGGGGCAGAACCGCAAGGAGACGUUCCGGAACGUGCUGCAGAAGGAGCUCGAGUUCCCGGGCGACAGCCUGCGACGGACACCGGAGCUCGCAGACCUCAUCUCGGGCCUGCUGGAGCGGGACCCGAGGAGGAGGCUCGGGUACGCCGGCGGCGCCGACGAGAUCCGCGCCCACCCGUUCUUCGCCGGCGUGGCGUGGGACAUGCUCAUGGAGGUGUCCCGGCCGCCCUACAUCCCGCCGCCGGCCGACGAGGACCUCGCGGACGGCGCCGAGGGGUUCGACGUGAGGGGCCACUUCAAGGACCUUCACCAGCCACCGCCGACGAAGUCUGCAUCGGAGUCGUCCUCGUCGGACUUCUCGACGGAGUUCUGA